AUGCAUUAUCGAAUUCGUCCCUCCCUCACAAAUAUCUCGACCCAAGAGCUUGUCGUGGUUGGGUCAAAGAAUGAGGAGCAAGCAGCAGACCCCAAGAUUCGAAGAUUAUGGGAAGACCAACAAACACAGAAAUCAGACCCAGAGCCGUUGUACUUUAUGAGACGCCCAAAAUCAGCCUUUCUUACAGACUUUGUUGUCGAAUUUGUCGAGUUUGGCUGCCAGUACGUGUUCAUUGCCUCGAAUGGCCUAGGCCAAUGGUACUAUGACCCGAUCAUAGUUGCAGAAGAAGAGCUGGGUCUUUCUUUGCCGGCCGCCGUGAAGACCAUCUCACACCCCUUCUACAGCGAGGACCUUGUCCGGGUCACGGUGGGACUACAUAAAUCACUAAUGAUUCUGCUACUAGCCGGUGGCAAGUUUGGGGAUUGGACCUUUUGCCAUCAGCCCAAAAGCCAUUAUCACCAGGUCCUCAAAGUGUUCUGGAAUCUUGAACUCUACACCGAAGAUCUCGGUAAAGUAUGGGGUACUCAAGACCGCCCAGAAAUAGGUUAUACGACACAUGUUGUCUGCGGAAGUGCCAGGCUUGUUGAUAUUUUUGAUGCCUUGUGUGGAGAAAAGGUGAAAGAUAAGGAUGAGUUAUUUUUGACUGAUGUGCCAACUUAUUACGACCUGGUUCGUUACAACUACAUGAGAGCAGCGGGAACUGAUAGACCGAUGCUCAAAAUGGUGAUCGGAAAAUCGUACUCAUACUACCAGGGAAGGGUUGAACAGCUUUGGUUGUGUGACUUGGGCUGGAAGGUCCACGUGGUUGAUAGUGCGGCGUGGGUAGUUCCAUCAAGGCGGACCUGGCUUGAACAAAGCACAAAACCCUAUAAUCCAAACAAUAAAGAUGUUGUGGUUAAUAAUGGCGCCAAAAAAGGAUGA
Messenger RNA from Morchella importuna, 921 nucleotides. RefSeq lists its product as uncharacterized. The record is from RefSeq and is a predicted model, not a curated record. Bases 1 to 921 code for a protein of 306 amino acids. NCBI's taxonomy places the organism in Eukaryota, Fungi, Ascomycota, Pezizomycetes, Pezizales, Morchellaceae. The transcript has a single exon.